AUGGACUCCUUCACGGACAUCAGAGGUCUCAUCGUUUCCCUUCAGAACGUACCUAUCCAAGCGCGAGAAAGUGAGGCAAGCGACGUACCACGCGACGAGGAGUGGGGUACGACCAGCAGGACGUUCUGCACCAUAUCCUAA
This is a messenger RNA of Fomitiporia mediterranea MF3/22, 141 nucleotides long. Its product is annotated as pheromone-like peptide. The coding region runs from base 1 to 141 and encodes 46 amino acids. The transcript has a single exon. NCBI's taxonomy places the organism in Eukaryota, Fungi, Basidiomycota, Agaricomycetes, Hymenochaetales, Hymenochaetaceae. The record is from RefSeq and is a predicted model, not a curated record.